UAUUCCCAGUCUGGCAUGCUCUGCCCCUCGCUGGCUUGAACUCUGCGUUUCAUAGCUCUCGUAUCACGCGUAUGAGGACGACUUCAUCUGCUCAAGCUGGUCAGUGUACAGUCAGCGGACUUGAGAGCUUCAAGCCUUAAGCUUUCAACGUGCUACAUGGGCAUAACCAAGCAACGUAUAUCCUCAUCUUUACUGCAAGCGGCGUCUAGCAUCUCGUUGCUCGACUAGGUAAGACUGUGUAACUUUCCAGCGCCAAUCUUGCAGAGACACUGCAAGUAGAUUCCACCAUUGCACAUACCCUUUCGAAGACGACAGAUAAACUCACCAACUCCAUCGUGCUGCUUUACUUCUCUUAUCCUCUCGGAAGUUUUCUGAGUGUUUCGACUCUACCUCCGCCAGUAUACUUGCCAUGACUCAUACACCAUACAUCCAACCUGUCCAACAUCACAAUCUCCUAACUCCAUCCAAACUCCUCAUCCACCAUGCCACGUACAGCCCUCUUCGUAGUCGACAUCCAAGUCUCCUUAGCUUCAAACAGCUCAACCGAAAUACCGGCCGCAGCACGCAUCCGCGAAGCCGGAACGAGCAUCCUACAACGAGCACGUCAAGCCAUUGACACGGCGUGUGAACAGGGAAGAGAACCAGACUUGGAAAUUGUGUUUGUGCAGCACGAGGAGGUUGCGGAAAAAGGUGAUUUGGUGAGAGGGAGUGAGGCGUGGGAGUUGGUGUUUAAGCCAAGGGAGGGGGAUGUGUGGGAGAGGCUUGUAGGGAAGGACGUCCGUGAUACUUUCGAGUCCAACCCUCAGCUUGCCGCCCGGCUGAAGAACUCGGGUAUAGACACGAUGGUAGCCUUUGGUAUACAAAGUGAAUGCUGCGUCCUUUCAACGUGCAGAGGUGCUCUAGCCGCUGGAUUUAAAGUCGUCUUGCUGGAAGGUGCGCAUUCUACUUACGACGUUGAUGGUAAAACUGCAAAAGAGGUUGAAAUGGACGUAGAGUUGAUGCUCAAGAGCGCAGGCGCUGACGUGGAAGGCUGGAAGGUGUGGAAGCCGGUAGCUUAACAUAUGUAAGAGUAGGCAAACAGUGUAUAAAGAGGCUCGUAUCGUUGACUU
Molecule: messenger RNA, 1109 nt
Organism: Alternaria rosae
Lineage: Eukaryota; Fungi; Ascomycota; Dothideomycetes; Pleosporales; Pleosporaceae
Product: Isochorismatase-like protein
Exons: 2
Coding region: 483-1058 (191 amino acids)
Source: RefSeq, a predicted model, not a curated record